AUGUCCUGGCCGUGCGUGAGGGGAGUCGUGAAGGGGAUGACGCACCUCGUGACGCCGCCGGCCACGCCGACCGCACAGCGCAGCACCGCGCUCCACGUCGAACCCGAAACUGGCCACCCAAAGGCAUGUGCCGUCCCGUCCCUGGCGGGGCUGCCCACCAUGGACGAGCUGCCCGGGCUCCUGGCCCACCACUGCCCGCACGCGCGCGAGGCCUCCGACGACGACCCGGGCCCUCAGGACUGGACAACCGACUCCGGGGACACCGCCGCGGCCCGGAGUUUCGAGCCCGACGUGUCGCCGCUGAGCCUGGCGGAGGAGGUCGACGCCAGGAUCCAGGAGGCCGCAUCCAGCGUGCAGGCCUUCGCGGACAGCGGUCUGGAUCUGGUCAGGACGCUGCAGGAGGCGCCGCGCAACCAGGGGCGCGUGGACCUGAUGCGCGUCGUCUCCACGGGCCACUUCGUGGCCGUCAAGCGCAUGCCCAACAGCUGGGUUCGGAGCGGCCCGGAGGAGUUCGCCCGGCACUCGGGCGGCUCCCUGGAGCUGCCGUGGUUCGACAUCGGCCUCACCGGGUACCUCCAUAGGCAGGGGUUCAAGCACGUCUGCGAACCUCUCGGGGUGUUCAGGGACCAGGAGUUCACCUACGUCUCCAGCACCUUCUGCCAGGGCGGGGACCUCUUCGGGCUCAUGGACCGCGACCCGAGCCCGGGGGCAGCCCGCGAAGGGCUGAUCCGCCCCGUCAUGCGGCAGGUGUUCUCUGCCGUGGGGUGGCUGCACGGCCACGGGGUGGCCCACUGCGACAUCUCGCUGGAGAACAUCCUGCUGGGCGGGGAGGACGAGAGCGAGGUGAAGCUGAUAGACUUCGGCAUGUCCACCCUCAGCAGGACCUGCAAGGAGGGCUGCGGUAAGCGGUCGUAUAUCGCGCCCGAGAUGCUGGAGGGCCCCUACGACCCCUUCGACGCGGACGCCUUCGCCGUCGGCGUGGUCCUAUUCAGCGUGGCCGCUAGGGCAUACCCGUGGAACUCGACACGGCCUGGGUCCUGCAAGUUGUUCGACUACAUUUCUAGGCACGGCCUCCAGAACUUCAUCGAGAGGCGGAAGGUGUGGAAGGGCAGCGGCGAGACGUUGUCGCAGGUCUUCAGCGAGCCGCUCGUGGGCCUCGCCGCGGGUCUGCUCAGCAUGGAGCCCGCGGGCCGGACGGCGAUCUGCGUGGAGUGCUACCCGGAAGAAGCCAGCCGCCCGAGCGUUUGGGAUGCCGAGUGGCUUCGGAUGCCGAGUGUCUGA
Prorocentrum cordatum is the source of this 1281-nucleotide messenger RNA. The record is from the annotation of a GenBank genome assembly. Lineage: Eukaryota; Dinophyceae; Prorocentrales; Prorocentraceae.